This is a messenger RNA of Puma concolor (puma), 1648 nucleotides long. It is a transcript of the gene CRTAP, whose product is annotated as cartilage associated protein. The record is from RefSeq and is a predicted model, not a curated record. NCBI's taxonomy places the organism in Eukaryota, Metazoa, Chordata, Mammalia, Carnivora, Felidae. Gene Ontology annotation, molecular function: collagen binding; protein binding. Gene Ontology annotation, biological process: peptidyl-proline hydroxylation to 3-hydroxy-L-proline; collagen fibril organization. Gene Ontology annotation, cellular component: endoplasmic reticulum.
AUGGAGCCGGGACGCGGGGCGGCCGCGACGCUGCUGGCGCUGCUGUGCGCAGUCUGUGCGCUGCGCUGCGGGCGCGCCCAGUACGAGCGCUACAGCUUCCGCAGCUUCCCGCGGGACGAGCUGAUGCCGCUCGAGUCGGCCUACCGGCACGCGCUGGACCAGUACAGCGGCGAGCACUGGGCGGAGAGCGUGGGCUACCUGGAGAUCAGCCUGCGGCUGCACCGCCUGCUGCGCGACAGCGAGGCCUUCUGCCACCGCAACUGCAGCGCCGUGCCCCAGCCCGAGCCGGCCGCCGGCCUCGCCCGCUACCCCGAGCUGCGCCUCUUCGGGGGCCUGCUGCGCCGCGCGCACUGCCUCAAGCGCUGCAAGCAGGGCCUGCCAGCCUUCCGCCAGUCGCAGCCCAGCCGCGAAGUGCUGGCCGACUUCCAGCGCCGGGAGCCCUACAAGUUCCUGCAGUUCGCCUACUUCAAGGCAAAUAAUCUCCCAAAGGCCAUUGCUGCCGCUCACACCUUUCUACUGAAGCAUCCCGAUGACGAAAUGAUGAAGAGAAACAUGGCGUAUUACAAGAGCUUGCCUGAUGCCGAGGACUACAUUAAGGACUUGGAAACCAAGUCAUAUGAGAGCCUGUUCGUCCGAGCCGUGCGGGCCUACAAUGGCGAGAACUGGAGGACGUCCGUCACAGACAUGGAGCUGGCCCUUCCCGAUUUCUUCAAAGCCUUUUACGAGUGUCUGGCGGCCUGCGAGGGCUCCAGGGAGAUCAAGGACUUCAAGGACUUCUAUCUUUCCAUAGCAGAUCAUUAUGUAGAAGUCCUGGAAUGCAAAAUGCAGUGUGAAAAGAACCUCACCCCCGUUGUAGGAGGCUAUCCCGUGGAGAAGUUUGUGGCCACCAUGUAUCAUUAUUUGCAGUUUGCUUAUUAUAAAUUGAACGACCUGAAGAACGCGGCCCCCUGUGCGGUCAGCUACCUGCUCUUUGACCACAGUGACAAGAUCAUGCAGCAGAACCUGGUGUAUUACCAGUACCACAGGGACAAGUGGGGCCUCUCGGACGAGCAUUUCCAGCCCAGACCAGAAGCAGUUCAGUUCUUCAAUGUAACUACGCUCCAGAAAGAGCUGUAUGACUUUGCUAAGGAAAAUAUAAUGGAUGAUGAUGAGGGAGAGGUUCUGGAAUACGUGGAUGACCUCUUGGAGCUGGAGGAGACCGGCUAGUCCACAGCAAAGAGAAGCCCCUGGAUGUCCAGGGGACACAGAUUCUGUCUGCCUUUCCCCAGUAGCCCACGUCGCUGAUACCUCAAAGCCUUCUCUUCACUCUGCGAAGUGACAGGGAAGCCUCGUCUCUCACUACGUAUGAUAAGGGACGAGCCUGCCUUCCCCGUGACCACACCUGCGUCCCCACGCGCCUCCCACCUUCACACGGGCCUUUCUCACUAUUUUGGUUGGAAGCACAGUCCUCCAUUUUUUCCCCCCAGAAAAUCACAAUUUUUUUUUUUUUAAUAAGAAAAAUACUCCUCAAAUUAGAUAAUUGUGAAAACCUAUUUUGGGCUUUCUGUUCUUUCAGGUUUUAGACUCCAUUAUCCCCACGCCCUGAUUCAGGAAGACAGUGGAAGACACGGGCCAAACUUCUCCACACACACCACCCCCCCCCCCCCCC